AGGAAAAAAGAAAUAUUAGGAGUGAAAUUUAGUUUUUUGUUCAAUUAUUAAUAAUAAUAUUUCUAGUCCGUCAGAUCCCAGUUUGCAUCUUCUCGCUGCUGUCCACAUCUCUCCUCGCCUUCGGUUCCUCUUUCAGAUCAGGAGAAGCGAAAACAACAGUGAUUUAAGCAUGGGUGUGGAACAAAACAAUCAUGAUGCAGAGGAGGGAACGCUGGAGAUUGGAAUGGAAUAUAGAACAGUCUCUGGAGUUGCUGGUCCCUUGGUUAUUCUGGACAAAGUCAAGGGACCUAAAUUUCAGGAGAUUGUUAAUAUUCGUCUAGGAGAUGGAUCAACCAGGCGUGGUCAAGUCCUGGAAGUGGAUGGGGAGAAAGCUGUUGUUCAGGUAUUCGAAGGAACAUCUGGAAUUGAUAACAAAUAUACAACUGUGCAAUUUACCGGAGAGGUUUUGAAAACUCCAGUCUCCUUGGACAUGCUUGGGCGAAUUUUUAAUGGUUCUGGAAAGCCCAUUGAUAAUGGUCCUCCUAUCUUGCCUGAGGCGUACUUGGAUAUUUCUGGGAGUUCUAUAAACCCUAGUGAGAGAACAUAUCCUGAAGAAAUGAUACAGACUGGAAUUUCUACAAUUGAUGUCAUGAAUUCCAUUGCUAGAGGGCAAAAGAUCCCCCUUUUCUCAGCUGCAGGUCUUCCUCACAAUGAAAUUGCUGCCCAGAUAUGUCGUCAGGCUGGCUUAGUUAAGCGGUUGGAGAAAUCCAACGAUCUUCUUGAGGGUGGUGAAGAGGACAACUUUGCUAUUGUUUUUGCUGCUAUGGGUGUUAACAUGGAGACUGCUCAAUUUUUCAAACGUGAUUUUGAAGAAAAUGGUUCAAUGGAGAGAGUGACCCUAUUUCUGAACCUGGCUAAUGAUCCUACAAUUGAGCGUAUCAUCACCCCUCGUAUUGCUCUUACUACUGCUGAAUAUUUGGCUUAUGAAUGUGGGAAGCAUGUACUUGUCAUACUGACAGAUAUGAGUUCUUAUGCUGAUGCCCUUCGUGAGGUGUCUGCUGCACGAGAGGAAGUGCCUGGAAGGCGUGGAUACCCUGGUUAUAUGUAUACUGAUCUUGCUACAAUCUAUGAACGAGCUGGACGUAUUGAAGGACGUAAAGGAUCCAUCACUCAAAUCCCAAUCCUCACCAUGCCUAACGAUGAUAUUACACAUCCUACUCCCGAUCUUACUGGCUAUAUCACUGAGGGACAGAUCUACAUCGACAGGCAGCUUUAUAACAGACAGAUAUACCCACCAAUUAAUGUCCUCCCUUCAUUGUCUCGUCUCAUGAAGAGUGCCAUUGGUGAGGGAAUGACCCGUAGGGAUCAUGCUGAUGUAUCCAACCAGCUCUAUGCAAAUUAUGCAAUUGGGAAGGAUGUUCAGGCCAUGAAAGCCGUGGUUGGAGAAGAAGCACUCUCUUCUGAGGAUCUGCUGUAUUUGGAGUUUUUGGACAAAUUUGAGAGGAAGUUUGUCACUCAAGGAGCUUACGAUACUCGAAACAUUUUCCAAUCACUUGACCUGGCAUGGACACUGCUUCGUAUUUUCCCUCGUGAACUUCUGCAUCGUAUACCUGCAAAGACUCUUGAUCUGUUUUACAGCCGAGAAUCUGCAAAUUGAAGAACCAAAGCUCUUAUAUACCCUUAAGAGGCCGCGUAGAUAGAUCAUAAUGAGCUUGGAGAAAUGUUAUUUUCAGUCUCUCCCCCCUUUCAGUUUCCUUCCUUCUCCAUAUUGCAUAAAUUCAGAGUGAAGAAUAAAAGACCCAUAAAAAAAAAAAGUUGUGUCCAUCUCAUUCUCACAGUUGAGUCUCUUUCCAGGCGAAGUCAGAAUGGGAACUACAUUCUUUUAGCAAAGAACAUCAAGCUCUUCCAAUGUUUGUAUAAUGUUUAAUUAUUUUGUUGGAUUGUGGCAUCUCUGUUCUACUUUAGGGCAUGCUCAACAACUUUUAGGGGCAUCUAAGUUCUUAUAAAAAGGCCCUUUCCAAUUCCUCUUUCUUGUCUAUUUAUAUAAGUUGAUGUCAUAUCAUAUCUUGUAUUCUGAACAGUUUUGAGAAUUGCUGAAGAGUUCAGUUUGAUGUUAUUAUGAAUACUCCUGCUUGUCGUGUU
Molecule: messenger RNA, 2121 nt
Organism: Cucumis sativus (cucumber)
Lineage: Eukaryota; Viridiplantae; Streptophyta; Magnoliopsida; Cucurbitales; Cucurbitaceae
Product: V-type proton ATPase subunit B 2
Exons: 15
Coding region: 170-1636 (488 amino acids)
Biological process (GO): ATP metabolic process; proton transmembrane transport
Cellular component (GO): proton-transporting V-type ATPase, V1 domain
Molecular function (GO): proton-transporting ATPase activity, rotational mechanism; ATP binding
Source: RefSeq, a predicted model, not a curated record